UGAAUUAUAUAUGUUUGAUCAAGCCUUGAAGGAGAAGGGUUAUACCCAUUAUUUUAUGGAUGAUCCCGACUCACGACUCCCAAUUACAGAUGCAUGGCAAUGCUAUAAUAAUAAUCUUCAACAAUAUCCAUCGUCUCUCAUUCCCACCAUUUCCAAGAUCAAAGGAAGGUGUGGGUAAAGAGAGACAGAGAGAUCUAGAAAGACAUGUCUUGUUUGAUGCCUUGUUGCGUGUCUCUUACAUGCGGCCUCUGCACAUCUGUUGCUUCCAGCAUUUCCAGACGUUCAGCUCGAAUAGCCUACUGUGGCCUUUUCGGCAUCUCUUUGAUCGUUUCAUGGGUUCUUAGGGAAUACGCAGCUCCCAUUUUGGAGAAACUUCCAUGGAUAGUAACAACUGCAAGUCACUCAGCAGAAUGGUAUCAGACAGAAGCUGUUCUUCGUGUCAGCUUGGGGAAUUUCUUAUUUUUCGCAAUUCUAGCUGUGAUAAUGAUCGGCGUGAAAGAUCAAAACGAUAAUCGCGACUUGUUGCAUCAUGGUGGAUGGGUGGCUAAAGUUGCCAUAUGGGUUCUGUUUGUUGUCCUUAUGUUUUUCAUGCCAGAUGGUGUCAUAACAGUUUAUGGAGUUUUAUCGAAAUUCGGGGCAGGUUUGUUUUUGUUGGUUCAAGUGAUCAUAUUGUUGGAUGCUACACACUCAUGGAAUGAUGCUUGGGUUGCUAAAGAUGAACAGAAAUGGUAUAUGGCUCUACUUUCUGUAUCUGGGACAUGCUAUAUUGGUGCAUUUACUCUUUCAGGACUUCUGUUUUUCUGGUUCAAUCCUUCUGGCCAUCAAUGUGGUCUUAAUAUCUUCUUUAUAGUCAUCACAAUAAUCCUUUCCUUUGCAUUUGCUCUUAUUGCCUUACAUCCACAGGUGAAUGGAAGCUUGUUACCUGCUUCUGUGAUGUCGGUUUAUUGUGCAUAUCUUUGCUAUACUACUCUAUCUUGCGAGCCACGAGGCUACGAGUGCAAUAGUCUUCACGACAGCGCUGCAGCCUCGACGAGUACUCUUGUUCUUGGCUUGAUAACGACUGUCUUCUCUGUUAUUUAUUCUGCUGUUCGUGCUGGAUCUUCCACAACUUUUUUAUCUGCUCCAUCUUCACCCACGUCCACAGUAGGUGGAAAGAAUCCUCUGCUUGGGAAGGAUGAGGAGAUGGAAGGAGGAGGGAAGAAGGAAAUGGUGGAAGGGGGUGGUGCAGUGAGUUACUCUUAUACAUUCUUCCAUCUGAUAUUUGCAUUAGCUAGCAUGUAUUCAGCUAUGCUUCUUUCGGGAUGGACACAUCCUUCUGCGAAUUCGGAUUAUAUUGAUGUAGGCUGGACAUCAGUUUGGGUUAAGGCCUGCACACAAUGGGUUACUGCUGCAUUAUAUAUAUGGACUCUUGUUGCUCCAUUGGUCUUCCCUGAUCGUGAAUUCUAUUGAUUAUGAUCAUUCUUUUUUAUGCUAAACAACUUUGAUUGCUAGAAUCAUGGAGGAAGUGAUCUUCAUAUCUUGAUAUCUUUAUAUAUAUAUAUUAAAAAAAAAGGUAAAUGAGGAAAGAUGAUUGUCUUGGCUUGGAUCUGCAUUUGUUUGUCACCAUUUUGGGACAUUUUGUUUGCUGUUCAUUUCCUUAAGUCAACAUCAUGAUCAUUGUAGCGGUUAUGUGACCCAACCUUUACCAAAUUUGUGAUAUAAUUCAUCUAUUUUACUCAUCA
Impatiens glandulifera is the source of this 1721-nucleotide messenger RNA. Its product is annotated as serine incorporator 3-like. Bases 205 to 1449 code for a protein of 414 amino acids. The transcript is spliced from 5 exons. Lineage: Eukaryota; Viridiplantae; Streptophyta; Magnoliopsida; Ericales; Balsaminaceae. Gene Ontology annotation, cellular component: membrane. The record is from RefSeq and is a predicted model, not a curated record.